CUACUAAUUGAUACGUUCUUUAGACCAAGGGUAGCAUUUUGUGACAUUCCGCUAAUUUUCACUACCAGUAUGUAUAAUAACAAAGUUUUAUUCGAUGAUUUGACGGAAAACUGUUUGGAAAUUUUAGAGGAAUUCAGAAGCCAUAUGAUCAAGCAACUGACUUAGGAAGAAAAAAGCGAUAAGGUUCCGGUUAGACCGAAAAAAGUUGAAUUUGUUGAUGAGGAUGAGGACUGGAGCGAAUUAGCGCAGCUGGCGGUGGAUGCGCUCGAGAGCAUUGAUAAAUUUCGCAAGCAGAUUGAAGAUUAUUGCCAGUACACUCAGAAUUUACCUGGAGAAAUGAAAGAGACUGUAGACAAUUUAUCAACAUUGCGGCAUGCUGUUAUUUACUCAAAAAUACUGCAGAAUCAACAUGAGACCAGCGUUCUUCGACGAGAACACACAAACGAGGAUGACAACGAAAUUUCCACCAAAUCCACCAGGAAUGACGAACUAUUCGAAGUGCCCAACCCGCACAUCCACCGGCAAUGCGAAGCGGGACAAUCGGAAUAUUUGUACCACUUGGAUAUGCUGGCAUCGGUUGAACAGUCGCCCAGCCUCUUCCAUGAUGUUCAGUUUGUCUGCGUAGGCGAUACACCAGCCAGGAUGUAUAAGUUUGCCGGUUAUUGCAUGGAACUACUGAAGAUUAGUGCCCCGGUGGGAUUAGGGGUGGCUGACCUUUGUGGAGCGCAUGCUCGGUUUGUGUUGUACAAAGUUGGACCGGUGCUCAUCGCCAGUCACGGAGUGGGAAAUUCCAACAUGUCCAUUUUACUGAACGAACUGUUUAAGCUGCUGCAUUAUGGAAAAGCGAAAAAGGCUAUCCGUUUUCUACGCAUCGGUAUCAGCACCGGUGUGGGAGUCCGACCCGGCACGACUGUCAUCACGCAGCACGUGUACAACGCAUCCAUGCAGUCCUUUUACGAACAGCAUAUUCUGGGUCAUGCCGUCUUCCGACCGGCAGUUCUCGAUCAGAACAUGGUGCAGGAUUUGUUGUUUCAUGCGUCCAGUGUGAACAUCCACUUCCCGGUGAUUGUCGGCAACACGUUAUGCACAUCCGGCUACUUCGAAGAACAGGCGCGACUGGAUGGAGCAUUCUGUGAUUAUUCGCAUUUGGAGAAAGUUAAGCACCUCCAAAACUGCCAACAAACGCACAGUAUUCGCAAUAUGGAUAUGGAAUCACUGAGCUUUGCAGCAUUGACGCAUUUCGUUAACAUUUCCGCGGCAAGCAUUUCGGUGGUCAUCCAGAAUGGUAUGAUUGACGAGCCCUUAUUCGAAGCGCCUAAUGCAUCGGAUGUAGAAGAAUGGGAAAGUCGUCCGCAGCGAUUAGCUGGCGAAUACAUUCGUUACGAACUCCGCAAAAAGCUUGACCAGCAACUGACCAAACUGGAAAUCCCGAAAUACACGAAUGCGGUCAAAAAAACCACCCUACGUGAAAAGAACAUCCCGGAAAAACCGUUUUCAUCUGAUCUGAGUCGCCUACAAAUAAUGAAGCAAGAGUUAGAUAAACUAGCCCACAAGAUUCACCUAAAAAGCAAAUAAUUCCGAUUCGACCAUGUGUACCACACUUUUAUUUUACUGCAUUGUAUGCAGUCGUAUUUGACAUAUUAUUUUUGUGAUUGUGAGUGUGCCGAGAGGUUUUCACCCGGCACAUGGAAAAUGCUUAAAAGCGGCCGAUAAUCAAU
Molecule: messenger RNA, 1718 nt
Organism: Paramacrobiotus metropolitanus
Lineage: Eukaryota; Metazoa; Tardigrada; Eutardigrada; Parachela; Macrobiotidae
Product: uridine phosphorylase 1-like
Exons: 8
Coding region: 337-1575 (412 amino acids)
Biological process (GO): nucleotide catabolic process; uridine catabolic process
Cellular component (GO): cytoplasm; cytosol
Molecular function (GO): uridine phosphorylase activity
Source: RefSeq, a predicted model, not a curated record